Molecule: messenger RNA, 940 nt
Organism: Aspergillus japonicus CBS 114.51
Lineage: Eukaryota; Fungi; Ascomycota; Eurotiomycetes; Eurotiales; Aspergillaceae
Product: carboxymuconolactone decarboxylase family protein
Exons: 2
Coding region: 209-781 (190 amino acids)
Source: RefSeq, a predicted model, not a curated record
GCUGCCUUUAUCUUUGCUCCUAAAGAUCCGUAAGAUAAGGUCAUACAAUACGUUUCUUUUUGGCCGGUGUCUUAGGGACUAAAUAGAGGGGUUGCAAGCCGAACGAGGAAUAGCCCUUGCAGAAAGCUGCCUCGAAUCGCCGGCAACUCCCUUCUUUGUGCUCUGGAACAAUCAGAUCCAACACAGGUGCAGCACUACUACAACCAGAAUGCGUUUGACAUAUCUCUCUGAAGACCUCACAACCCUCUCCCCCGAGGAUGAGGCAAUUUGCGAGCGUAUUCGUGCCCGACGAGGCCCCAUUGGCCUGCUCGGAAUCGACCGUACGCUUCUGCAUGCCCCGAAGAUUGCGGAUGGAUGGAGUACCCUGCUCGGGGCGGUCCGCACACAGACCUCGUUGGAAGAGGAUAUUAGGGAGAUCGCCAUCUGUCGCCCGUGUCGAUUGAACACCACCUGGACUGAGUGGCAGCCCCACGAAGCCCUCUUGCGGAAGGCAUCGGGGAUGACGGAGGAAGGAAUCGAGGUGGUCAAACAGCGGCAUCCCCCCCAGCAAGGCAGUCUCAACGAUCGCCAGUGGGCCGUCCUGCAGUAUGCCGAUGCAAUGACCAUCGCGGUGGACGUGCCCCCCGCUUUGGUCCAUCGCCUCCAGGAGGUCGGCUUCAGUCCGCAGGAAAUCGUCGAAAUCACUGCCACGGUGGCAGCGUACAAUUUCACCUGUCGAUUCGUGCUGGCGCUCGACGUCAGCGAAGGCAUUGCCGCUGCCCCAGCCUGGUUCAGGGAGUGACGCGAGGUCGGGCAGGCAAAAUUGACAUAUGUGUUGCCUUAUCUCGAACAAUUCCACUGUCUCUGGUUGCGUCGUACCACCUCCAUUCAUGACCCCCGCCGGCUGAGCGGUUACGUACACCCGGGUAGAUCAAUAGUACAAGCCUUUGGAGCGGGGAUC